UCGCAACGGGACCGAAUGGAUGAAGGUCAAUUCACUAAGGGCAACACGGAUAUUUUACUAUUCCACCGUCCAUAUCGAGUCUCUCCCCCUUACUUUACCACUUCCCAGCUAACAGCUCUCCAUUUCCUCACAACUGUGGUGUUCGGUCGCACCAGUAACAGUGAACAAUUGCUGGAUUUUGGUGUCAUGAUGACCGAUUCUGAUCCCUUCCCCCUGCCUUCAGAUCAAGUGGAAGAGUAUGCUCCAGAUGGUCAGCCGAAUGAACAAUUCAUGAAGAAUGAGGAAUUUGUGCAGAACGAGCAAUAUUUGCAUGAUGAUCAGUUUGUGCAGGGUGUUGCGAAUGAUGUCCUGAAUCAAAUUAAUAACGAAAUUAAUGGCAGCAUUAAUCAGGCAGAGGAGAAUAACUUGCUCUGGCCCGUUCUACCUGGUGAAUCUGGUGAAGGGUUGCCUUAUGCUCCCAUUGAUUGGCCAUAUCCUGGUGAUAUAUGGACCUGGAGGGUAGGAAGGAGGUUUAACAGUUCUGGCUACUUCCAAGAUAGAUUUCUAUAUCUUCCAAAACGUCUUGGCAAACAAUCUUUCGCCAGCAAGAAUGCAGUUGCAAAUUAUAUUAGUAAAGAAUUUCCAGAUGCAGAUAUUGAUUCUUUUUUUGCAUCCUUUGCUUGGAAGAUCCCCGCAAAAAUUGAAUCUACGGCCAAAGAGGAGACUGUAUCUGUUCCUUGUGUGAACCCUCCUUUGGAUGGAGAAGCGACAGUCCAAGAAGAAAAGAAAGAAGAAGAUUCUGGUCGGAGGAAAAGAAGAAAGAGUGGAACUGCCUUAUUAUCUACACCUCAAGCAAAACAGAAUGGAAAUAUAUCAUCAUCCAGACCCAAGCGAGCAAAACCGGUUAGAGCUGAAAUACCACCUCCCACACCUAAGCUAACAAAAAAGAAAGGAGCUAAAUCAUCAUCCACCACUAAGCGGACAAAAGGGAAUGAAACUACGAUAUCAUCCACACCUAAGCGAAAAACUAGGCGUUCUUCUAAACCAUCCAUCCCCAACGAUGAAGGUGGUGCAUUUAGCAUGCAAGAAUCAAUGGUUGAUCCAAUUCCUGAGGAUUUUGAUAACUAUCUAAAUUCUUUGGAAGACAUUCUAACCCAGCCUGUUUCUGAAACCCAAGUACCCUCUGAUACAAUUGAAUCUUCUGUCAUUCAAAAUGAAAUGGCAGAGGCUCGAAGUAGGCUUUCUUCCCUUCUUGCUAUGGACUUUCCUUCAUUAGUUUCAUCGGAUCACAUUUUCGAACUUACAACUUUAGCAUCCAAACUUCGAAGUGAUCCUAAUAUGAAUGCUGAACAACUUGUUAAAUUGAAGUUGGUUGAAGAAAUUACAUCAUUUAGUGAGGUUUUCCUAGAGAGCAGGGAAUUAAUUGAGCAGGUUGAUGAAUUCUUUGCUACCCUUGAGGCUAAAAAGGCCAAGGUUGCCUCUCUGAAGAAUGAAUAUAGUGAAUUGAGGGACAAGGCAGACCAGCUUCAAUCACAGGUGGAUUCAAACUUAUCGACGGUGCAAGAAAUCGACAAUCAAAUUGCUUUACUUCAAUCUAGGCGAGCUGAACUUACUAAUGCAAUUCAGACUAACAAGGCAGCAAAAGUUGAGUUGACAUCUGCUCAGAAGAUGGUGGCAAAUGCAAUACCAAGAGUUGUGCAUGAGAUUCAGCUUGCCAAUGCCAAAAUACCAGACUUGGAGUUGAAGAAGACAAAUGCAAUGAAGCGUGAAGCUGAAAUUCUUGCAAAAUUUGCCCCUCUUCAUGGGUUCUCAGUUUAAGCAAUGUCUUUAGUGCUAUGCUUUUGUGUUUGUUUUGUAGUAAUACUCCUGUUACAAGGUUAAGUUCAAGAUACCAUCCUUCUGUAAUGGUUUUAUAAGUUGUAUUCCCUCUGUAGAAACUAACUUUGAUCCAGAUUAGAAGCUUUUAUUUGUAA
Jatropha curcas is the source of this 1952-nucleotide messenger RNA. Its product is annotated as spindle assembly abnormal protein. Lineage: Eukaryota; Viridiplantae; Streptophyta; Magnoliopsida; Malpighiales; Euphorbiaceae. The record is from RefSeq and is a predicted model, not a curated record.